Aplysia californica (California sea hare) is the source of this 1704-nucleotide messenger RNA. Its product is annotated as TATA box-binding protein-associated factor RNA polymerase I subunit A. Gene Ontology annotation, biological process: transcription by RNA polymerase I. The record is from RefSeq and is a predicted model, not a curated record. Gene Ontology annotation, molecular function: protein binding. Gene Ontology annotation, cellular component: RNA polymerase I transcription regulator complex. Lineage: Eukaryota; Metazoa; Mollusca; Gastropoda; Aplysiida; Aplysiidae. The coding region runs from base 107 to 1405 and encodes 432 amino acids. The transcript has 12 exons.
GGUUUGAAGUUGGAACUUCCGGUGUCGAGGCGAAAGCGAAACAAGAGACAACAUUGAUCAACAAAAACAAACUCAGCAGGAGUGCACACGUGUGGAAGAAACUGAAAUGGCUUCGAAAUUGGGCAGUAAGCAAAGUGAACAGUUGUUCUCAGCGACAGAGUUGGAGAAAUUGAGGAACGUCUUUGUGUACAUGGAUCAAAGAAAUGUCUCUAAGCUACCUGCGGACGACCAGCAACGUAAAAAGGAAAUGUUGGAGUUUUUAGAACUUUUAAGAAGUUUCUCUAAGAUGAGUGCAGUAUAUCAUCGACGCAGACAAACACACAAAUUGAAGGCUGACUUUAGAGACUUUUUGCCACGGUUCACUCACCUUCUUCGAGAGUGUGUGGUCAAUCAUCAGUGGCCACAGGCUCUCCAGCUCAUCCACGCACUGACAACUGAGCAUUACAGAGCUGACACCUCCAUUUAUCAUGUUGGAAUGGCAGCGUUGUACCAAGUUCAAGAAGACAGGACACCAAUGAUUGAUCAAUUUGUGAAACAAGUGUGUCGUUUACGACAAGUGGUUUCUGUGGAAGUGUACCUGGAUUAUCUUCUUUACCUCAUAAAUUUUGGCAGUCUGGAGGAGGCCAAAGAUCUCAUUCAGGAUAUGAAAAGAAGCACCUAUACAGUACAGAUAAAUACAGAAAAGCGUAGAGAGGCACAGACACUGUUUUAUGCUUACCAAGGUCUUGUUUUAUAUGUUGAGUGGAAGCUUAUGGUGUCAAGAGAACAGGAUCAAGACUUGGAUGAAGAUGUGGUCAGUCAAAUGAUGUCUCAGGGUAUGUCAUCUCAGGUUGCCAGGUCAACAGCGGAGAGUGCUAUGGAGUACUUGGUUGAGCUCAAGGACAAAGCAGGCAUCUUUGAUGUGUUUGUGACCAGCCUGGUAGAGAUGUACAACUAUUAUGACAUAGACGCCAGAGAGAUUCUUGAGACCUACAGAAAGAACAACCCUACUAAUCCUAAUGCACAUCGCUACAUGUUUGAGUUUGAGGCGUCGCAAGCUGCCAGUGCACAGACUCAAAUCGAUUAUUUGAAAAGCUUGAUGCAGCUUGACCCAAGUAAUCAACUGGCCCUCACACUGUUUGACCUUAUGGGUCCAGAAUGUGUGGAAGCAGUGGAAGUCCUGUUUGAUUAUCUGGAUUUUGACCACUGCAGCAAUGACCUGGAAGCUUGGAGCAGACUGGCCACAGCUUUGAAACAGUUGCCUGACAACAAUGAACUCCUCACUGUGGUCACAAAGUGCUGGGAAAUGCGGAAAGAUUGGUGGCCUCAAGUCAAGUUUGACAUUGUAGGGCAAGAUGCUGCAAACAAUAAAGACCUACGAAAGUAUCAACGAAGAGUGAAAAGAGCACUUCUAGAACUUGGUUGACAGCAUCACUCAUAAAUCUUCAAGUUCAAGGGAACCUUUCAGAAAUGAGGGAGAUGAGAGGCCGCAACACAUAAGAGAUGCCCCCAGUGUGUGACAUCCUCAACCUUAUGCACAGCGCAUGCCAUGGACCUGAGGCCAUAUAUGGGAAUGAACCCAGUAGAAUAUGAUCGCACAGAUCUGCCUCAAAUGUUUUUGAUUAUCUGUAUGUAUGCAAUGGUCUUGGCAGCAGUUGCUGUGUAAUUGUAUCUCCUGCAGAUGGACUCAUGAUAUAGUACUGGAAUAAACUCGAGUGAAACUGA